AUGGCCUCCAAUCCCCCCGCAGCAUGUUGCACCCUCGGCGUCAAACACGAAGGCGAAGCAAAAGGUUCCCUGGAACAAUUCGGCGGUGUCGAAACAUACCUCAUCUACCCAUCCGACAAAUCCACCACUCGCGCCGCCCUCCUCCUCACCGACGUCAUUGGCCAUCGCUUCAUCAAUGCCCAACUGAUCGCAGACCAAUUGGCCGCUAAUGGCUACCUGGUCGUCAUGCCCGAUCUGUUCCACGGAGAUCCCAUCCCGUUGAAUCGUCCAGCAGACUUUGAUCUCAUGGCCUGGUUGAAGGGUCCACCAGGUCACUUGCCACCGCGGGUCGAGCCCGUCGUCAAGGCGGUCCUGGCAGAAAUGAAGACCAAGUUGGGAUGUGAGAAGAUUGGAGCGGUGGGAUAUUGUUUUGGGGGCAAAUACGCCAUUCGUUUACUCAACGAUGCCCAGGUGGACGCCGCCUACGUGGCUCAUCCCAGUUUCGUCGAUGAGGACGAAUUGGCCGCGAUCCAGCGUCCCUUGUCGAUUGCGGCUGCUGAAACCGACUCCAUCUUCCCCGUCGAAAAACGUCAUGAAUCCGAGCGGAUCCUCGCCCAGACCGGUCAGGUGUAUCAGAUCAAUCUGUUUAGUGGAGUGGAACAUGGAUUCGCCGUGCGGGGGGAUAUCAGCAAGCCGGUCAUUCGGUUCGCCAAGGAGGCAGCCUUUAUGCAGAUGGUCGCUUGGUUUAAUCAGUAUGUUUAG
Molecule: messenger RNA, 741 nt
Organism: Penicillium oxalicum
Lineage: Eukaryota; Fungi; Ascomycota; Eurotiomycetes; Eurotiales; Aspergillaceae
Product: dienelactone hydrolase family protein
Exons: 4
Coding region: 1-741 (246 amino acids)
Molecular function (GO): hydrolase activity
Source: RefSeq, a predicted model, not a curated record